GGCUUGGAGAGACUGAAGCGCCGACAGGAAGUCAGGCGAACGUGGCACGCCCCUCAAGGCGCAAACUCGAUCCCGCGUCCAAUCAACCGUGCCCGCCCACUCAGGCGGCUUCCCAUUGGCUUGCUCCUACCGAGAGGAGGGUGGGAAGAGGCGGAGCGUCGGGCUAGUGCCUGGCCAAUCGUGGGCUCCACCGCGCGCGACCCAGGUUGCCCGGGAAACCUAACAGCUUGCAGCCGCUGUCCACCGCCUGGGCAGACCUGGGCGAAGAUGGACAGCCCCUCCAAGCACUCUGAGGACACUGCGAGCGAAGGCGAAGAUGGCGACAGCCUAGCUUCGAGACCGCCCGAGAUCAAAGACAGCCCUGGCCCGCAAACUCCCACGGAACCGGAGGAACAACAGCUUGAGCCCAAGGCGGCGGCGGAGGAGGUAGAGGCUCCAGAGCCCGGCACUGCCGUGGACGAGCAGCCUGAGGCCGCUGAAGGGCUAGCGGCCACCGAGGCUGCAGGCGAGGACGGACCCGGAGAGCUGGAGGGACCGGCCGAGCCUGAGCCUGAGCCCGAGCCCGAGCCCGAGUCCGAGCCCAAGCCCGAGCCCGAGUCCGAGCCCGAGCCUGAACCCGAGCCUGAAUCCGAGGAGCCCGUAGGUGCCAGAGCCGAUGAAUUGGCUAAGCCUCGUUCUGCGAGCAGCUCGGAGGAGGUGGAGGAUGAAGAGAAGACCGAGGCGGAGGAGGCGGUGAAGAGGAAGAGGACAGCCUCGUUACGAAAAUCGCUGGAGCUCACCGAGAUCCGCGAGGAGCAAGCGAGACACGGGGAGGAGGAGAGCGAGGCUCAGGACGGGAAAAGAUACCCAGGGAAGGGUGAGAAAGAGCCGAUAUACUGGAGGGUGGGCGAUGGGGAGGACGAGGAGUGGUCGGAGGAGGUGAAGCAGCUGCAGGAGCAGCGGCUGCGCAGCGAGCUCCUGGAGCAGUACCACGCCCUGGUGGUGGAGCGCUCCCGCUACCAGCGCUACAACCUGUACCUGCAGCAGAAGAUCUGCGAGGCGCUGCGCAGGAAAAAGGGCCUGGAUGCCGCUGCAGAGCCUCCGGACAAGGGCCCCGAGCCUGAGGCCCCAGAGAAGGAGCAGGCAUACCUGCACCAUCUGGCCACGCUGGAAGAGUUGAAGAAGCAGGAGCUGGACGACCUGGAGUGGUACCAGAAGGAGGUGGGCCAGCUGAAGCAGCAGUGCCAGGAAAAGCUGGCCAGGGUGGAGAAGAAGUGGCGCCAGUUCCAGGCCCUCAAGAAGCAGGUGGUAAUGCAGGCCAUGGGUAGUUGCCGCAUGAGGGGCGGCCGCCAAGCUGCCCUGCGAGAGGUGGAGCAGAUCCAGGCCUUGGAGGACAAAAAGGAGAAGGAGAUGAGUGCUGUGCGGCUGGAGAACGUGCAGCUGAAGCAGAGCCUGGCACAUUUCGAAACCAGGAUGAGGGCCCAGGAGGACCUGGCGGAGGGGCUGCUGCUCAUUGAUUUUGAACAGCUGAAGAUCGAGAACCAGACCUUCAACGAGAAGGCCGAGGAGCGGAAUGAGGAGGUCGUGAAACUGCGUGGCAAGGUGACCAACAAUGUGCAAAUCAUAACCCAUGUGAAAGAAAAGCUGCACUUCCUGGACAUGAAGAACAGCUGCAAGAAGAUGGAGCUUUUGGGAAUCGAGGCUCAGGUGGCCCUCCGAAGGGACAUCCUGACCAAGACGAAGCAAGCCCGAGACAGUCUGCGGGUUGACAACCACAAGCUAAAUCAGAAGUGUGGGCUCCUGGGCAAAGAGUCACUGCUGCGGGACUUGGAGGAAAAGGCGGACAGGACCAAACUGCUCACGCAGCGCCUGGAGGCCCUGAAGCGCCACCACGCUGGGCUCACUUUGUCCUGCAAAGGUGUGAAGCAGAAGAUCAGAGAAGCCAAAGCCUUCCUCCCCUCCUGACCCCAGGGCAAGGAAGCUGAGAACAGUCCCCAGUCACCAGCUUCGCCCUUCCCCUUUGGUGGCUUUUACUCUCCAUGGCCACCGUUCCUGGGCACUUGUUAUACUUUUAGGACGAAACUACUGUCUCAUAACUUUUCACCUUCUGAAUUCAUGCUAAGCCCAAACUCAGGUUAGCAGUGUUGAACGGAACUAAGCAAGAGAGGCCUAGUGACAAAAUGGCUGAUUGUAAAUGACUUCUCAAAAAAGCUGUCAAGAAACCCUUUUCUAGCUGAGCAAUUCUGUAAUUUCAAGAUUUAAUACUAAAAAGAUUGCUCCCUUUUCUUUGUGUAAGGUUUUAAAAGCUGAAUCUGAUUCCUGUGCGUUAGGCAAAGGAUUAAAUUCUCUUUGUAUUUAAAACUGUGUAGUCCUAAAUCACUCAACCAGAAGCUCACUAAUUCUUAUUUUAUGUGUAAACCAUUACUGGCUUCUGGGAUGAUUUCUUAAAAAUCCAGAAGCUGGACCUGGUGUCGCAUACCUGGUAUGCUGAGGCAAGCGGAUCACAGGGAGUUCAAGGCCUGCCGAGACUACAUAGUGAGACCCUAUCACAAGACAGACAAAAAGUCUAUCCAGAAACAGAAGAGAUGAUCAACUGAAAAAGGGACUGCCAUUCUGUCAUCUCCCUUUUCCCUGAAGGGAAAGCCCAGCCUAACAGUCAGUGGUAUCUUGUAGGAAUUAAACCCUUGCUUGCAUCCUCUAAGGAACACACAAGAAGAUACUUUGUUUUCUAAUUUUAAUCCUGGGAAACAAAAUGGCAACUAUUUUGCUCCUCCAGGUGCAAAGGAUAUGGGGGAGGGGGCUGCUGCCUGUGUUCAGCUGGGUAUGGGACCAGGACAAAGCAUCUCCUGUCCCCACACAGAAGUGGGUCAUGAACAAGGCCAUCCGCUCCUGGAACUGAACACUGGCUCUGUCGGCUGACGUUACCAAUGCUAUCUUGCUAGCAAGCAUUUAUUUUCUGGUGUGUUCCCGCUGCAGUCCACGAAAGCUCAAUUCCUUUAUCAAAUACCACGGCUUGAAUACAAUCUUUGAUAAUGAGGGGAAUAAAAAGCUCUGACUUGGCUUCUGCUCUCGCCAUCUCACUACAACUGGCCUCCGACCCUCCUCCAGGCCCAGAUGAAACAGCAACCCACUGGCCAAUACAGUGAUUUCCCUGUGGCUCUGGCUAAAAGCAGCUCAAUCUGAUGACCAGGUCACUUCCCAGUGAAACUGGCCAUAGUGCUCGGGGCCUGGAUCAAGCAGGUGACUUUCACUGGGGGGCUGUCCUUUAGCUUUUGGGUUCACUGUGACAGGAAGGGUGCUUCCAGCUGACUCCAACCUGGUGGCAGUUGGCAUCCACACACACACACACUGUGCAGGCCUGGAACCCAGGGGCAGGCAGGUCCCUAGAGCACAGAUGUACCAGACGGUGACAGCCAGAUAGUUGGUGAUAUUGGUGUUUCUUUCAGCUGCAAAGUGAAUGAGUCCUAUGUCACCAGUGUUCCCAGAGAUGUCACAGCUAAUUAGCAGGCACUCUUGGCUGAUUACCUCCUAAUGGUCACUUUUCUAAUUAGAUUACAGGAGAGUGCUUAAUCAUGAGAGAGAUACAUAUACAUUCACAAAAUGUUUCAGACAGAGAACUUCAGAGGAAGAACUUGCAAACCGAGCAAGCUUCACCCAGGUCCAGCAGCACAGCUGAUCGGUCGGUCGGUGCCUGUACCCAGCCAUCAGCCACAGGAGGUACCUGUCUCCCAGGCUGUUUGUGCCCCGCUAAGACCAGGUCCUAAGAGGCAAGGCAAUGUCUCAGCACCCUGACUGGCAGCCACCACACAGUGUGCCCCUGGGUUCACACUCAGCGUGGUGCCAGGCUCCUCAGCCUUCUGCAUGGGGGCUCUGCAAAUACCAGCCAUGGGUCAGGCAGAGCCCCACCUGGGCUGAAAGAUGAUAGGCAGGAAGAGGAUGGGACAGAGGAGAGAGGAAGGGGAUGUCGGGCCCAGUAGGGUCGGGACACCCCAACGAGGCUCACUCCUCCUGCAGGGAGGGCAGAGGGCAAAGGCCAAAGAUGCCUCUGCUGUCCUUGUCCACAGCGCAGGGCCUGGAAGCAAACACUUUCCACUUGUAAGUGCAAAUCAAUUUUGCUGACUCCCUGCCACCCUUUCCAAGGUCACUCAGGUGGAACAAGUUCCCUGCUACCAUGAUUCAGGGUUCUGGCACCGAGAUGGGGUGCUCCUCUGCAAAACAUCAGGGCCAGCGCACCAGGCACUCGCUGGGCAUGGAAAGGCAGUGCCAACCACCCCCUCCGAAGGUCCUCCAGCUCUUCCCUAAAUAACCAGUGACUAAACAUGCAGAUCCAACAAAGCUCUGCUUCGCUAUUAACUGGCUGACUACAACAGAGCUACGUCCCCGGCCCUUUGAGACAAGGUCUCACUGAAGUUGCCUGGGUUAGGCGUGAACGGUGAUCUUCCUGCUUCAGUCUGCUUCAGUCUCCUUCAGAGUGCUAGCAUUUCAAGUGUGCCUCACCAAACAUGAAAUGACUUAAGUUUUUUAACUGAGGAGUCUUCUAACAUCUCAUCCAAAGGCUGCCAAAGAUCAACACAGGAUGGGUCUAGAAGACAAGUCACAGCGCAGAGGCCUAGGAAUGAGGCUGGCACGAGACGGGACACGUCGCCUUUUAUGAGGUCAGUGUCCUUGUUUAGGAAACGUAUUUAUAGAAUAAAGACAAUUUGAAAACUUG
Molecule: messenger RNA, 4690 nt
Organism: Cavia porcellus (domestic guinea pig)
Lineage: Eukaryota; Metazoa; Chordata; Mammalia; Rodentia; Caviidae
Gene: Cfap184
Product: cilia and flagella associated protein 184
Exons: 1
Coding region: 268-1944 (558 amino acids)
Biological process (GO): cilium assembly
Cellular component (GO): axoneme; ciliary basal body
Source: RefSeq, a predicted model, not a curated record